Molecule: messenger RNA, 2222 nt
Organism: Solea senegalensis (Senegalese sole)
Lineage: Eukaryota; Metazoa; Chordata; Actinopteri; Pleuronectiformes; Soleidae
Exons: 12
Coding region: 171-1526 (451 amino acids)
Molecular function (GO): GTPase activity
Source: RefSeq, a predicted model, not a curated record
GCCGCUGCCUGCUGGAGCUGACGACGUGGCCGUGGUGCGUCUCGACCCCGUGUUGCAACGUACCGGGCCGAUUCAAAUAAAGCUAACCGGCUUUGUUCAGGGAGUCCGCACCGCUGCUGCGUGGUUGAACGAGUCUCUCUGAAACUUAAAUAUCACCGUAGCUUCUAACAAUGUCUGGGAAAAUCAAGGGUCGAAGUGCCGCAAAUGCAGACGCGCUAUCUGGCGGUGUGUCCUGCGAUGAACGCAUCUUGCGGGAUUGUCAUCAACUGUACACGGAUCCUGACAGCGGUUUGAUUGCAGUGGCUGAGUCUGUUGGUGUCAAGUUGUUGCCGCCCAGGAAAAAGAUCACAGUGAUGCUGAUGGGCAACCACUCUGCUGGGAAAAGCUCCUUCAUCAACUGGUAUGUGGAGGAGCACAUCCAGCGCACUGGAGUGGCCAUUGAGACCCAGGGCUUCAGCUUUGUUACAAGUGGGCGCAAGAGAGAAUCUCUCACAGGAAAUGCCACUCUUCAUCUAUAUCCACACUUCAAACCUCUGCAAGAGUUCAAAGGUGUUUCAGAGUACCUCAGCACAGAGAUCUGCACGUCGCGGCAGAAGCGGUUCAGCUUGGUGACAUUUGUGGAUUCGCCAGGCUUGGUGGACGGUGACAUGAAGUAUCCCUUUGACGUGGAUGACGUUAUCAUGUGGCUGGGUGACCUCUGUGAUCUGAUUCUGGUCUUCUUUGACCCCAUGGGUCAGGCUCUGUGUAAGCGCACCCUCAACAUUGUGGAGAAUCUGAAUGAGAAACAUGGGGACCGGCUGCAUUUUUACCUGAGCAAAGCUGACGAGGCUGGAGGAGAGUCAGACAGACAAAGAGUAAUGAUGCAGAUUGUCCAGGAGCUCUGCAAGCGACCAGGACUCAACAAAUGUGGUUUUGACAUGCCAACCAUCUAUAUUCCCAAUCCUAACAAGCCAAGUCGCUGUGUCAACCAGGUUGAAGAAGUGUGUCGGACCAUUGAGAAAACUAUUAACCAAACGGUUCAGAACACGCUCAACUCUCUGGAGAAGGACUGUGAGCUCAUUAGUGAGGCCAUUACUGAUACGCUCAAUAAUGACAGACAGACCACUGUAGAGAACCGACGAGCGCGCUGCAAGAGCUGCUUCCUCACUCUGCUGGGCUUCAGUGUCCCCAUGGCUCUGAUGGCUUUACUGAUGCUGGGCACUAUGUCCAAGGAGCUGCUGGAUUUAGCUCUGGGGCCCGAGGGCACACAUGCACUCUCAUUCUACCUGACUCCCAUCGUGAAAAUAUUUGACUCCCUGACCAUGGAGCAGCAGCUUUACAGUGGUGGUGGUCUGGUCCUUCUCUCCUUCCUCCUGCUCAUCAUCGCUCGCUUCUCCUUCAGAACCCGGCCAACUUUUUCAGGCAAACAGAAAAGGCAGCUACAGGAGAAGCUGGAGUACGUUCAAGAGGUGGUCAAGACCAAAAAGAAAAAGCUCUAUGAAGAAUACCUUCGCCAGAGUGUCAGCGAUCAGGACAUGGAUUUAUAAAGAUGGACCGGAUGCAAACAAACGAUUCAGCCUCCUCAGUGACCUAAAUCUGAAAUUCACUCCUGUUGUGGUGUCAUUUUGACCACUCACUGCUGUAUCUUUUCAAGUGUGCAGUUGAAAAGUACUCUUAAUUCUGGUGCUCUGAAUACAACAGAACCCAAAUAACAAACUGUUGGAUAAUGUCCUCACAGAUAAUGUCCCUUCACACCACUUAAGUGUUCAUCUUAAUGACAGAUUAACCUUUAUUUUUUGUGAACAUUUCUAAACAUGUCCUCUGUAACUGUACACCCAAAAUACCACUUAAACUAUUUAAAUAAUUCCAACUAUUUAUAUUAUUACUUUAUCAGAGAAACUGUAUUUUGCUGAAAUGGCCUAUAGCACUGGUUUAUGCAAGACACUUUGUGUUACUCAUGGUGUUACUGCUUUGGAAGAUUUUCACCAGCAUUUUAUACAGUAGUUUGUCUGCUUUGUUUACUAGAUGUUAUAUAAAUGCACUAGUUUGUGUCAUGAACCUCUAUUGUAUAAUUAUGUCAAAUUUUAAUUAUCCGCACAACUCCUGCCAUUAUAGUAAGUGAAGGUUGUAAGCCAGCAAUCGAACAUUUUUAACGGUGACCAAUUCAACUUUUUGUACUCUGUACUUCUGUUGUACAUUGUAACUGUUUUAAAGACAACUCAAUAAAACAUUAAAGGAUGAGA